CCUUGACACAGUAAAAUUUCUCGAGUGGGGAGGGGUAGAUCCAAUUCAGACCCAAUUCGGUGGCUUCAGUAGUGAAGCCAAUAUAAGGGGGGCAGUCUCCCCUCUGAACACACACAACUUGUAGGCAGCUUCUCUCUGCAUACAAGAGGAGGUCUCUCCUUCUUCAGCGACUCCCUCAAGAUCUUGCCCAAACUUGCUGAGAUCUGUAAGAGCAGUAGGCGAAGAUGGUGAAGAUCUGCUGCAUCGGAGCUGGGUACGUGGGCGGGCCGACCAUGGCGGUGAUCGCCCUCAAGUGCCCGGCGAUCGAGGUGGUGGUCGUCGACAUCUCCAAGCCGCGCAUCGACGCCUGGAACAGCGAGCAGCUGCCGAUCUACGAGCCGGGGCUCGACGAGGUGGUCAAGGAGUGCAGGGGCAGGAACCUCUUCUUCAGCACGGACGUCGAGAAGCACGUCGCGGAGGCGGACAUCAUCUUCGUGUCCGUGAACACGCCGACCAAGACGCGCGGCCUCGGCGCCGGCAAGGCGGCCGACCUCACCUACUGGGAGAGCGCGGCGAGGAUGAUCGCCGACGUGUCCAAGUCCGACAAGAUCGUCGUCGAGAAGUCCACCGUGCCGGUCAAGACGGCCGAGGCGAUCGAGAAGAUCCUGACGCACAACAGCAAGGGCAUCAACUACCAGAUCCUCUCCAACCCGGAGUUCCUCGCCGAGGGCACCGCUAUUGACGACCUGUUCAAGCCCGACCGCGUCCUCAUCGGCGGCCGCGAGACGGCGGAGGGGAGGAAGGCCGUGCAGGCGCUCAAGUCGGUGUACGCGCACUGGGUGCCCGAGGACAGGAUCAUCACCACCAACCUCUGGUCCGCCGAGCUCUCCAAGCUCGCCGCGAACGCGUUCCUGGCGCAGAGGAUCUCGUCGGUGAACGCCAUCUCGGCGCUCUGCGAGGCCACCGGCGCGAACGUCACCGAGGUGGCGUACGCCGUCGGCAAGGACUCGAGGAUUGGCCCCAAAUUCCUCAACGCCAGCGUUGGAUUCGGCGGCUCCUGCUUCCAGAAGGACAUCCUGAAUCUGGUGUACAUCUGCGAAUGCAAUGGCCUCCCCGAGGUUGCGAACUACUGGAAGCAGGUGAUCAAGAUCAACGACUACCAGAAGAGCCGGUUCGUGAACCGGGUGGUGUCGUCCAUGUUCAACACGGUGUCGGGCAAGAAGAUCGCCGUGCUGGGGUUCGCGUUCAAGAAGGACACCGGCGACACGAGGGAGACGCCGGCGAUCGACGUGUGCCACGGCCUGCUCGGCGACAAGGCGCAGAUCAGCAUCUACGACCCGCAGGUGACGGAGGACCAGAUCCAGCGGGACCUCGCCAUGGGCAAGUUCGACUGGGACCACCCGAUGCACCUGCAGCCGACGAGCCCCACGGCGUUCAAGCAGGUGAGCGUGGUGUGGGACGCGUACGAGGCCACCAAGAACGCCCAUGGCCUCUGCAUCCUCACCGAGUGGGACGAGUUCAAGACGCUCGACUACCAGAAGAUCUACGACAACAUGCAGAAGCCGGCGUUCGUCUUCGACGGCCGCAACGUCGUCGACCCGGAGAAGCUCAGGGAGAUCGGCUUCAUCGUCUACUCCAUCGGCAAGCCGCUCGACGCCUGGCUCAAGGACAUGCCCGCCGUGGCAUGAUAAGAUUCAUGUGAAUUUUAAUCGAUCGAUUCGAUUCUCAACCUCGAUUCGAGCUGCAGGAAUUCGACUUGGAAGAAGAGCAAUGCAAGAUGGGUUGGCCACUUAAAAUUCUUUAUAGUUCGUUUUUUUUUUUGCAGGAGACGACACUACCAUUUUCUCAGGCAUAAAAAAGUUGGGUGUUCUUGUUAGUAAAAUCAUCGUCAUCGCUGUUGAAGUUUUUUUUUUCAUCGUUUGCACUGUUCUAGAUCACUAUAAUCCCCACCCCACUCCCCCUCCCCCUCCCCCUCCCCCUGUCAUCAUGGCUCUUUCUGUUUGAGGGCCAUCUGAACGAAAAUUUACCUGUAUUAUUCAGUCAACUUGUUAUAGCAGAUUGGUUAUUCCAUUGUACUAUUCUCAAAUA
Oryza sativa Japonica Group (Japanese rice) is the source of this 2067-nucleotide messenger RNA. The record is from RefSeq and is a predicted model, not a curated record. Lineage: Eukaryota; Viridiplantae; Streptophyta; Magnoliopsida; Poales; Poaceae.